Varanus komodoensis (Komodo dragon) is the source of this 1596-nucleotide messenger RNA. RefSeq names its product 5-hydroxytryptamine receptor 1D (gene HTR1D). Gene Ontology annotation, biological process: G protein-coupled receptor signaling pathway, coupled to cyclic nucleotide second messenger; regulation of behavior; chemical synaptic transmission. NCBI's taxonomy places the organism in Eukaryota, Metazoa, Chordata, Lepidosauria, Squamata, Varanidae. The transcript is spliced from 3 exons. The record is from RefSeq and is a predicted model, not a curated record. The coding region runs from base 463 to 1596 and encodes 377 amino acids. Gene Ontology annotation, cellular component: plasma membrane; dendrite. Gene Ontology annotation, molecular function: G protein-coupled serotonin receptor activity; neurotransmitter receptor activity.
CUAACCUUUACCUGGAGAUGCUUGGUCCAACUCCAGACAAGGUUAGUGCUUUACCUGGCCAAGCUGAAUUGAAAUGAGGAGCAGAAGAAGGACAGCAAGCAGGAAAACAGCAGAGUUCUGUGGCACCCUGAAACUUGCCUGUUUAUUCCAGCAUGAGCUUCCACAGAUCCGGUUGGGAACAGCAAACCAUGACAGCCUGCCGAGCCUUUCUCCUCUCCGAGAUACGGUGCUUUGCAUUUAAGGGCCACAGCACAUCCUCCGCCGAAUCAUGAAUUAUUUACAGAUGUUAAGUUUGGAGGACCUUCUCAGACAAAUGGCCCUUCUGAGUGUGGCAAGCUCCCUCCCCAACCUCAAAGUCCCAAUUCAGAAAGCCUGGUUUCAGUAAAGACGGAGAGAGGCAUUCUCAAGUGUACGGAAAGGAUUACGUUCAUAAAAAGGAAGAAAAAGAAGCUGCUGCCAAGGAUGACCCCGUACAAUUGGUCCACAGAGCUGACUUUGCAGAACAUGUCCAACGGUUCUCGGGGUGCUAAUGCAAUCUCAGAAGACUGGGACGAGGCCACAUUGCUAGGCCUAAAGGUUUCCCUGGCUGUCAUCCUGGCUGUGAUCACUUUGGCGACAAUGCUUUUCAACACCUUUGUUAUCAUCACCAUUAUUCUUACCCGAAAACUCCACACUCCAGCCAAUUACCUCAUCGGCUCCCUGGCGGCCACAGAUCUCUUAGUGUCUAUCCUCGUCAUGCCGAUCAGCAUUGCUUACACGGUCAGCCACAUCUGGACCUUUGGCCAGAUCAUGUGUGACAUCUGGCUGUCCUCGGACAUCACCUGCUGUACAGCUUCUAUUCUGCACCUCUGUGUUAUCGCCCUGGACAGGUACUGGGCCAUCACAGAUGCUCUCGAAUACACCAAGCGCCGGACCGCUGGCAGGGCCGCUCUCAUGAUCACCAUUGUUUGGGUGAUCUCCAUUUGCAUCUCCAUGCCUCCCCUUUUCUGGAGGCAAGCCAAAGCUCAUGAGGAACUAGCCUCCUGCACGGUCAACACAGAUCAGAUCUCCUAUACCAUCUACUCCACCUGUGGCGCCUUCUACAUUCCGACAGUCUUACUCAUUAUCUUGUAUGGUAGGAUUUAUGUGGCUGCUCGAUCCCGAAUUCUCAGGCCACCGUCUCUGUAUGGGAAGAGGUUCACCACAGCCCAGCUCAUCACAGGCUCAGCAGGAUCUUCUCUCUGCUCCAUCAGCUCAAACCUUCAUGAGGGGCCUUCCCAUUCAAACAGCUCUCCAGUAUUUAUUAACCACGUGAGGAUCAAAGUUGCCGAUAGCAUCCUCGAAAGGAAACGGAUUUCUGCCGCCCGAGAAAGGAAAGCCACAAAAACUCUGGGGAUUAUUUUAGGCGCAUUCAUUUUCUGCUGGCUACCCUUCUUCGUUGUGUCUUUGGUCCUGCCCAUUUGCCAGGAGUCCUGCUGGACCCAUCCCAUCCUGGUUGACAUUUUCACAUGGCUGGGUUACCUGAAUUCACUAAUCAACCCCAUUAUAUAUACAGCUUUUAAUGAAGAAUUCAAACAGGCUUUUCAGAAAAUGAUACGAUUUAAAAAGUGCUUGUAG